Molecule: messenger RNA, 1059 nt
Organism: Aphanomyces invadans
Lineage: Eukaryota; Oomycota; Saprolegniomycetes; Saprolegniales; Verrucalvaceae
Exons: 2
Coding region: 1-1059 (352 amino acids)
Source: RefSeq, a predicted model, not a curated record
AUGGAGCUGCGACGGGAGAGCGCGGCCAAUCUGCUGGAGAAGCUUCUGAACUGCAAGCUGCGCCUACUGGGUUCGAUCCGAAAGCCGGCCCCUGGUUUCGUGCUAACUACGGACGAAGAGGAUGUUGAAAACCCAAUGAAUGACACAGGUGUUGAAGUGGAGAGGGAAGAAGGACGUCCAUGCAAGACUAACGAGCACUUCAUCAAUCCGCCGAUGUUCUGUUUCUGCAGCGAUUCUCCUAGCGUCAUGGUCAAGUUGCGCAAGGACUGCCUGAACACGAAGGAGUUUGUGUUCGCGUACGGCUGUGCGCCAUAUUCCAUCCACAAUCUGUGCAUGGACCUCAUCAAGACCUUUCCCGGCGUGAAAAUCGUCUUGAAACAGAUCGUCUACAUGGUGAAGACAUUGAAGUCGUCCCACUUAUUGCUGCAACUAUUCGACAAGCUCUGUCUAGAGAAGUUCAAGAAGACGUACGUCCUCAUUCUCUACACAAAGACUCGAUGGGGCGCCGUGUUCUUCGCUGCGCAGCGUGCGAGCAAGGUGAAGGCGGCGUGUGCGGCGCUGCCCGGCGAGAUUCUCAACGCCGAUUCGACAUUGACAUCCGCGACGAUCUUAAGAUGCUGCUUACUGAUCCAGCAUACUGGAGAGGGAGACGAGGCGACAUUCUCGGCGGUAUAUGCGUGCUUCUUGACGAUCAAGUAUCACAUCAAGACUCUCGAUCUCUCCGUGAUGGAAGCCCUACAUCUGAACUACGACGAUAUUUGCGAGAUGAUCAGGCUCAUCCACCACCGCUUCUCGACCAUCUAUUCGGAGGCCCAUGCCCUCGUAUUCUGUACUGAUCCUUUGUUCAUCAGCAUGCGCAGGUCGAUGGGGUUCAGGUUUGACGAGAAGUUCUUGCACCUCGGGAAGGGUUCGAUAAACCAGCAGUCAAAAGCGGUGAUUGCCCGUAUUUCGAUGGGCAACAAGAUCCUGCGUCGAUCGAUGUUGUCUGAAUUCGCCGUGUUCGUCACUCGCCAGCAAGACACCGAGGACGACUUCUCCGACACGAGUAUCAAGCCAUAA